UCCUCACCUUUUUUUUUCUUUUAACAGCGUUAGUCUUAGUUCCUUAAUAACACCUUUGCCAGUGACGUGUAAUAUCUUGAUUGGAUUAACCGCUAAAUAGGAAGAAACAAAGCAACCAUCAGUUUGACAUUUAACUGUGCUAGAAAGAAAGGAAAAAAGAGAGGGAGAGAAGAAAGAAAAGAGCAGCUGAGCUGAGUGGAUCGAUGCUGAUCUGCUGUAUUUAUUUACUAAUUUAAGAUUUCAACAUCAACCCAUUUCAAAACAAGUCUAGGUAAUUUCUGGGCUCGAUUUCAAUUCUCAUAAAGCUUUCAACUUUCAUCGACCACUUCAGUUUUUAUGGAGUUUCAAAGGUCCUUCAUGUUUGACAAAGUAACAAUACGGUGCUGAAUUUGACCAAAAGAUCAUCAUGAAUUUCUUAGUUGGAGCUUUUAAACCACCAUGUAGUGUUUCUAUCAUUUUUGCUGAUGGAAGAACACGCAAACAGGUUCCAUUAAAGAAGGAAAAUGGCCAAACGGUCAUGGUUCCUCUCUUCCAAAGUCAAGAAAACAUUGUUGGGGAGGUUGUCAUAGAACCAGUUCAAGGGAAGAAGGUUGAACACAAUGGUGUUAAAAUCGAGCUGCUUGGUCAAAUAGAAUUGUAUUUUGAUCGAGGCAACUAUUAUGAUUUUACAUCUCUUGUGCGUGAACUUGAUGUACCUGGAGAAUUAUAUGAAAGAAAGACAUAUCCCUUUGAAUUUUCUACUGUGGAAAUGCCGUAUGAGUCCUACAAUGGAGUGAAUGUGAGGCUUAGGUAUAUAUUGAAAAUGACAAUCAGUCGAAAUUAUGUCAGCAACAUUGUCGAGAGCCAGGAUUUUGUGGUUCACAACUACACUCCGCUUCCAUCAAUCAAUAACAGCAUCAAGAUGGAAGUUGGAAUUGAGGACUGUCUUCAUAUUGAAUUUGAAUACAGUAAAAGCAAGUACCACUUGAAGGAUGUCAUCGUUGGCAAAAUAUACUUUCUUCUGGUGAGAAUUAAGAUUAAGAAUAUGGAGCUUGAGAUCAGGCGCCGUGAGUCGACGGGAUCAGGGCCUAAUACAUAUGUUGAGACAGAGACCCUUGCAAAAUUUGAAUUGAUGGAUGGUGCUCCUGUCAGAGGUGAAUCGAUUCCAGUAAGACUGUUCCUGAGUCCAUACGAGUUGACACCCACAUAUCGCAACAUUAACAACAAAUUCAGUGUGAAGUACUACUUGAAUCUUGUUCUAGUUGAUGAAGAAGAUCGGCGGUAUUUUAAGCAGCAAGAAAUCACAGUUUAUCGGCUUCUUCCAACUCCCUGAAUGAGUGUCCAUAUUAGAGGAGCUCAGAAAUUUUAUCAUGACAGAAAGGAAAAUAGGAGCAGUAUCUUAGCAAGUAGUUUGCUUCUUUGAAGGACCAAGGAUUCAGAUUUGUCAUGGAGAGAGAUUUCCCUGUUUUCAUGUUGAUGAUGCCCUUCUUGAUUUUGACCAGUGAAACACAUCUGAUGGCAAAAACCUUUCCAUGUUUGGGAUACUUGGAACUGCAAUAUUUCCAUUGUUCUAAUUUGGUUGUUGCAUUUCAAGGCUACCCUUGACAGUGUGUAAUGCAACUUGUAUUUUAUUCUGUAAAUUGACAUUUUUUUUCACCCUCAUAGAAUGUGUUGUGAAAUUUUUCUUUCUA
This is a messenger RNA of Populus trichocarpa (black cottonwood), 1670 nucleotides long. RefSeq names its product vacuolar protein sorting-associated protein 26A. Gene Ontology annotation, biological process: intracellular protein transport; retrograde transport, endosome to Golgi. The transcript is spliced from 12 exons. Gene Ontology annotation, cellular component: endosome; retromer complex. Lineage: Eukaryota; Viridiplantae; Streptophyta; Magnoliopsida; Malpighiales; Salicaceae. Bases 407 to 1312 code for a protein of 301 amino acids. The record is from RefSeq and is a predicted model, not a curated record.